Oncorhynchus masou masou (cherry salmon) is the source of this 558-nucleotide messenger RNA. RefSeq lists its product as uncharacterized. The annotation marks the transcript as partial. The record is from RefSeq and is a predicted model, not a curated record. NCBI's taxonomy places the organism in Eukaryota, Metazoa, Chordata, Actinopteri, Salmoniformes, Salmonidae. The transcript is spliced from 2 exons.
ACCACUACCACUACCACUACCACUACCACUACCACUCCAUCCACUACCACUACCACUACCACUGCCACUACCACCGCCACUCCAUCCACUACCACUACCACUCCAUCCACUACCACUACCACUACCACUGCCACUACCACCGCCACUCCAUCCACUACCACUACCACUACCACCACCACUCCAUCCACUACUACUACCACUACCACUACCACUACCACUCCAUCCACUACCACUACCACUGCCACUACCACUGCCACUCCAUCCACUACCACUACCACUCCAUCCACUACCACUACCACUCCAUCCACUACCACUACCACUACCACUACCACUACCACUGCCACUCCAUCCACUACCACUGCCACUCCAUCCACUACCACUACCACUACCACUACCACUCCAUCCACUACCACUACCACUACCACUACCACUACCACUACCACUCCAUCCACUACCACAACCACUCCAUCCAUUACCACUACCACGCCAUCCACUACCACUACCACUACCACUCCAUCCACUACCACUACCACUACCACUACCACUACCACUACCACU